This is a messenger RNA of Linum tenue, 405 nucleotides long. Lineage: Eukaryota; Viridiplantae; Streptophyta; Magnoliopsida; Malpighiales; Linaceae. The record is from the annotation of a GenBank genome assembly.
AUGAGCGAGACGCUGAAGAACAAGUACCAGGUGUGCGAGGAGAUCGGACAGGGUCGAUUCGGCAUGAUCUCCUGGUGCUUAUCUCCGACGAAGAACUCCUUCUUCGCCUGCAAGACCAUCGACAAAUCCCUACUAGCCGACCAAGCCGACCGCGACUGCCUCGAGAAGGAGCCCAAGGUCAUGCUCUUCCUCCCGCCGCACCCAAACAUCCUCCAGAUCCAUGACGCCUUCGACUCCGACGACUCCCUCACCUUGAUUCUCGACCUCUGCGAGCCCUACACCCUCUACGAUAAGGUAAUCAAGAGUAAUGGCGGCCUCCCGGAGCGAAGUCAGACCCGGUUGAUUCAGAUGAUUCUCCGCGGCGGCGGCGGAAGCGAAGUGACACGUGCAGAGCACCAUCGUUAA